Messenger RNA from [Torrubiella] hemipterigena, 1764 nucleotides. The record is from the annotation of a GenBank genome assembly. NCBI's taxonomy places the organism in Eukaryota, Fungi, Ascomycota, Sordariomycetes, Hypocreales, Clavicipitaceae.
AUGGACUCCAAACGAAAGGCCGACGGCAGCGGAGCUGCCGACUCUGACGACCGGUCUUCCAAGCGUCGCAGAACCUCUUUCUACGACCUCUCUAGAGGAGAAUCGAAGGAUUCUACAACUGCAUAUGGUUUAGCAUUUGUUGAACAGCUACGACGAACAGCAGACAAAAGUGGUCGACUAAUUGCGACGUCGUUCGAAACCCUCAUCCCCAGAGAAGGCAACUCUGCCUACUACAAGAAAACCCGACUCCCCGUGUCUCUUGAAAUCAUCGAAGAAAAACUCAACAACGGCGACUUCAAAAAUCUUGCCGAACUAGAGAGCUUCUUCAAGCGAAUGAUUUCAAACGCCAAGGAAUUCUACCCGCGAUCCUCAUCCAUCUUCGACGAUGCAGAGCGAAUUCGCAAGACGUUGAGCAACUAUAUGACCAAGAACAACCCUGCUUACAACAGACGCGGAUACCAAGCAGCCCCGACACCGUUGCCUCCCCGUAAUCCCGACGAGGAAAACGACGAUGAGGAUGACGAGGACGACGAAGACGACCAGGAGGAGGCUGAGGACGAAGAUGAUGAUGAAGAAGAGGAAGAAGAAGAGGAACCCACAUCUCGUCGACGAUCAAUUGUAGUAAAACGCGGCCGUGGCCGUCCCCGCAAGUCGGACGUCAUGAAUAGCCCCAAGCCAGCCGCGCCCGCCCAAUCGGAGAACGACCAGGAAUAUCUCAAUGUUCCUUACAAGAGCCUGAACUUCCAACGUGCUCAGGAGAAGGUCGUUGAAGAGGUGCUGCGCCACCAAGAGCCCGAAUACGAAGGCCCGUACUUUGAACCAUUCAUCAACUUGCCCCCUCGAGCUCUGAAGGACUACUACCGUAUUGUUGCGGACCCUCUUUCCCUUCGAAAGCUGCAAAAGAUUGUCAAGGGAACCCAAAGUCGACAUGAUACGCCCGGAGUGUCUGAAUUCAAAAACUGGGCUGCCUUUGAAGAACGAUCUCAACUCCUUUGGGACAAUGCUUACUUUUAUAAUGAGGAGGGCAGUGAGAUUUACGAGCUUGCUAGAGAGCUCGAGAAAAUCUUCCGCGCACAGUUGAAGAAAGCACAAGCUGCUGUGCCGGAUCCCGCGCCGUCAAGAAUUCGACUUCGAACCGGUGACAGCUCAAGAAGAGCAACACUCAGUGCAGCUCCUGGCACUGAGUCUCCUGGAGAAACACCGGCGCCAACAAACGGACAUGCAGAGGGGGAAUCACCAGCCGACUCUGCUAAGCAGGCGGAAGAAGCAACUGCGACACCAGUUCCUCUACCUCCCCCUGUGCCCAAGAUCCCUCUCGAGUACCGCAGACAGCGUGAGGGUGGCAAAGGUGUCCACGAUGCUCUUCUAACCAGACUACACCUGCGUGCCCAUCAAAGCAUCUAUGCUGACCAACCUAUCGUUGGUUCUGUAUUCCCAGACGCCCAGUACAUGCAGCAAGCGGCCACAAUCAACCUGCCUUCCCAUGUAAACCGCGUGUUCAUUGCGCCCGGUAUCCCUGACGCUCUCAUGGAGCGCCACUUUGCCCUAUGGGUUCUCAUCGACAAACAGCUUCUUAAGCAAGUACCGCACGCCUUCCCUGACCAUACCCAACAGGAUCGCGUGUUUGAAGUUAUGCUACGCCCAGGUGUCAACGUAAUUGAGACACACGUCAUCGCUGCGAUCCCCGCAGAGGAGAGAGUUGAAGGCGGUCCUGAGGCCGAGCUGGAGGUCUUUACCGCCUACGUGAACUUGGCGAAAAACUGA